This is a messenger RNA of Sorex fumeus (smoky shrew), 735 nucleotides long. RefSeq names its product skin secretory protein xP2-like. The record is from RefSeq and is a predicted model, not a curated record. NCBI's taxonomy places the organism in Eukaryota, Metazoa, Chordata, Mammalia, Eulipotyphla, Soricidae. The coding region runs from base 1 to 735 and encodes 244 amino acids. The transcript is spliced from 2 exons.
AUGGUCCCGCCGCCCGCCGCGGCCGCGCCGGCGCCUCAGCAGCGGGGACCGCAGGCGGCGGCGGCGGCGGCCGCGCCCCGCAUGGGCCGGACGCGCGGGGCAGUGCCGGGGCCCGGGCGGGGGCCCUCGGCAUGCUUCGGGCGCGGCCGCGAGCCGGGCCGGACGCCGGACGCCGCCCCCGGCCUCGCCCCCUCCCGCCCGCGCGGCUCCGAGUCCGCCCCGACGACGCUCGCGGGCCUCGCGGCGGUCCCCGCGGCGCGACUCGGCGGCCCCUCGGCCCGGAGCGGACGGGCGCGGGUCCACGGAGGGCUCCCGCUCAGCAGCCGCCGCGGAACGGGGCCCGACCUCGGCCGCCGGGGCAGGUCUGGGCACGGCGCGGCCGACGCUGAGGCUGAGGCUGAGCCGCCGCCGCCGCCGCCCCAACUUACGUGUCACCCGCGGCCCCGCUCCGCGGGCCAGCGGGAUUCCGGGAGGAAGUCCCACUCGGGCUCGCCGCUGAUUGGGCCCGGCCGCGCCCCGCUCCCGCCCCCCGGGGGAGGCAGUGCCGCGGCCGAUUGGACGCCCGCCCUGUCUGUCCGACCUCCGGCCGUGGCCGCCCCCUUCUCGCGCGCACUAGCUCGGGCCAGGGGCCGAGUCUCUGGCCGCACCCACGUGCGGCGCGGUUGUGUGGGGACCCGCGGCGGCGGCGGCGGGGCCCGGGGCGGGGUUUGUCCCGACUUGGUCCCAACUAAGUGA